GCGCAGGCGUAGUAGGUCUGGGCCAUUAUUUUGUCGUCCUCAAGCGUUAAAUGAACAACAGGCUAAGCGCUCCUUGAAAUGAAUUAAAUAUUAAUUCACGGAAAGGGAUUUUUUUUCCUCCCCCGUCCUCACCGAGAACCUACCAUGGAGCCUGUCGGCCAGUAGCUCGCUGUCUCGUCGGCCCGCUCGGUCCUCCGUUGGACUUGGAAGGCCGAAAACGGUCCGCGGGGUGACAGCCCCGUUAAAGGCAGCAGUUCGGGUGUCUGUCUGCUCGGCUAGCCUCGCAGCUAGCUUCCUAGAGAGCAGCGACGGGAAGGGAACGAGCUGUGAGGGCUGAUACGUUUGGAAAGACGGAGCCGUGACGGUCGCUCUGUCCAGCCGGCAGAAGGGAUGGCACACCUCGGAGACCUGCAGAACCAGAACACCAAGCUGGACCCCGAGGAGUACUUCACCAAGCAGGAGCGAAUAGGGAAGGGUUCUUUCGGAGAGGUGUACAAGGGCAUCAACAACCGCACAAAGGAGGUGGUGGCGAUUAAAAUCAUCGACCUGGAGGAGGCGGAGGAUGAGAUAGAAGAUAUUCAGCAGGAGAUCACGGUCCUCAGCCAGUGUGACAGUCCGUUUGUCACCAAGUAUUAUGGAUCAUACCUGAAGGGGACCAAACUGUGGAUUAUCAUGGAGUACUUAGGCGGCGGCUCUGCUCUGGAUCUGCUCCGCCCGGGACCUCUGGAGGAAACCUACAUCGCCACCAUCCUGCGGGAAAUUCUGAAAGGGCUGGAGUAUCUGCACUCGGAGAGGAAGAUUCACCGAGACAUCAAAGCUGCCAAUGUGCUCUUGUCAGAGCAGGGUGACGUGAAGCUUGCAGAUUUCGGAGUUGCUGGACAGCUGACAGACACCCAAAUCAAGAGGAACACAUUUGUUGGCACGCCUUUCUGGAUGGCGCCUGAGGUCAUCAAGCAGUCAGCCUAUGACUUCAAGGCCGACAUCUGGUCCCUGGGAAUAACCGCCAUCGAGCUGGCUAAAGGAGAGCCACCUAACUCUGAACUACACCCUAUGAGGGUCCUGUUUCUCAUCCCCAAAAACCCUCCCCCCACACUGGAAGGCCCCUACAGUAAACCCUUUAAAGAGUUCGUGGAGGCCUGCCUAAAUAAAGACCCGCGUUUUAGGCCGACCGCUAAAGAGCUCCUGAAGCACAAGUUCAUAACCCGUCACACCAAGAAGACCGCCUACCUGACAGAGCUGAUAGACCGCUACCGCCGCUGGAAGUCUGAGGGACACGGCGAGGAGUCCAGCUCUGACGACUCAGAUAUGGAUGCCGACGGUGAUGUCGAUCAAACUCCCAUGUGGAACUUCCCCACAGUGAAAUCGAUAAACCAGCUACAGCAGAGCUACCCGCAGCCGGACUCAGAGUCCGGAGAUUCGAUGAAACGCCAGCCCAAGUCACAAUGCUUGUCUGCUUUGGUAACGCCCAUCUUCAGAGAGUUAAAGGACAAGCGACGGGCCAGUGGCGGUGGAGUGGGCGCCAUCGAGGAACUGGAAAACGCCUUCAGCCUGGCAGAGGAGUCCUUCCCAGGCAUCUCUGACCGUCUCGUCACACACAUGAUGGAGAGAGUGUGCAGGUUUACUUUGAACGGUAACACGACUCCGUCUUCACGGUGAAAGCCCUCCUGGAUGUAAUGUGACCCGGCCUCAUUGUUGUCCGUCUCCCCACACCCAGCUGCUCUGAUAAGGACCACAGACAGACAGACACCUGUCGCACCACUGCCGCCCUUCCCUGUCUAAACCCAAGAGAUCUUGUAAUUAGUUACAAUUAAAUAUUUUUACAGUUUUCCUUUAAGAACGGAGAGUAUUUAACACUAAAAAAAAAGCCAUGCCAUUUAGAGUGUUGUGUAUACCUGUAGGAGUGAGAAGAAAUCUGCUAUAAUAAAGUCUAUUGAAAAUGGUCA
Molecule: messenger RNA, 1943 nt
Organism: Fundulus heteroclitus (mummichog)
Lineage: Eukaryota; Metazoa; Chordata; Actinopteri; Cyprinodontiformes; Fundulidae
Gene: stk25b
Product: serine/threonine kinase 25b
Exons: 11
Coding region: 391-1656 (421 amino acids)
Biological process (GO): protein phosphorylation
Molecular function (GO): protein kinase activity; ATP binding
Source: RefSeq, a predicted model, not a curated record